Molecule: messenger RNA, 6807 nt
Organism: Melanotaenia boesemani (Boeseman's rainbowfish)
Lineage: Eukaryota; Metazoa; Chordata; Actinopteri; Atheriniformes; Melanotaeniidae
Product: GRIP and coiled-coil domain-containing protein 2
Exons: 24
Coding region: 157-5175 (1672 amino acids)
Biological process (GO): late endosome to Golgi transport
Cellular component (GO): Golgi apparatus
Source: RefSeq, a predicted model, not a curated record
ACCAUAUCCUGCUAGUACAAAACCAAAACACAAGAUAUGACUCUGUAUUAAGUUUGCGAAGUAUCUGCAAUAACCAUAGACAUCGUGUUGACUCUGUUGGGUCGGGUUUGUGUGUGACAGGAGACUGAGAAGAUACUGAACAGCCGACUGACGGAAAUGGAGGAUCCUGAAGGUACUGCAUCUGAAUCUGCGGCUCCAUCACCAGCAGGUGCACCCAAAUCAAAGUUGGACACACUGUCCAAAGAUGAUCUCAUCAAAUAUGCCAAAAAACAAAUAGCCGCCAUGCAAAAGAUGAAGGGCAAAUGUGCAGACUUGGAAAAAGAAAUUGACACCCUCAAACAACAAUCCAAAAGCAGUAACAACAGUUUAGAGGAUGCUUCUCUAAUACAGGAGCUGACUGAGAGGAUGGAUGCCUUACUACUGGAAAAGGCCGAAACUCAACAAAGUCUUGCACUCUCCCGUAAAGAGCUUGAGAAAACUAAGCAGCAAGCAAAGGAUGAUCUUGCAGUGCUUCAAAGUGAGCGUGAAUGUUUAAUGGCAGAUCAGCAAAGGAAAAUCAAAACCCUAGAGGCCAGCAUUGAGGAGUCCAACAACAAACACAAGGAAGAAGUGGCUCAUUUCCAGAAAUUGCUGAUGGAGUGGAAAGAAAAUGACAGACAAAGGGAGAGCGAAAGAGAGAAGGAUCGUCAAGCAGAUUUUGCCAGUGCAAAAGAGAGUGCAGAUGAGAUCAGACUACAUUUAGAAGCUCAGCUUGAAGCCCUUCGAUCUGAACUGAAGGUGAUCCAAGAGAGAAGUUCCCAGGAGAUAGCUGAGUUAGAGGAAAACCACCAAAGGGAGUUAACUAAGGCCCUGCAGGAGGUGGAGAACCUGAAGGAAGAGCUGGCUCAAAAGAAUCUCCAGCAUGAGGAGGAAAUGAGAGCUCUGGAGGAGGACUGUGAAAUUGAGAGAGAUCGUCUCUUGUUGCUCCACGAGGAGCUAACUGAGCAGCUUGCACUCAAAGACAGCUACCUCCAGGAUGUUCAGGAGGAAGAUGAGGAACCUCCCCGUGGUUCAGGGAUCGCCAAAAUGCUUGAGCUGUCUGGUUGCAGUCAGGCUGACACCAGUCAUGUCGAAGGAGAGGAGACAGAGACCAGCAGACUGAAGGUGGCCCUGGAUGAUCUACAAGCCCAGAACACCAUGUUACAGGAUGAGCUAACCCUGCUCAGUAAUGUGAAGAGUGAGCUUGAGGCAGAGCUGGAGAAGAUCAAGGAGGAGUUCCAAAUGGAGAAGGAAGAGCUAGAGUUUAAAAUCAAUGAGCUGAAAAUGACUAAGGAUAAUACUUCUACUGACCCUGUAAUAACACUGGAUCCUCAUCAACAAGAGGCCCAUAGAGAGUUUAAAGAGUCAGACAUAAGUCCGACUCAAGACCAGGACCAAAACUCUCUUAGCCUAGAGGAGCAGCAGAGGCUGAACCAGGAGCUGAAAACCCAAUGUGAGGCCUUGACUAGUGAGCGAGACUCUGCCCUAGCUGAGUGCCAUCACAUGAGGGAGAUACUCCAAAGUGUAGAGGCAGAAUUGGGUGAGAAAACAAAAGAUUUUGUUCUACAGUACCAAGCCAUGAAAGAACAAGGAGCUAAUACUGUGCUGAACCUCCAGGAAAAGAUUGAACAGCUCAGUCAGGACAGAGAUGAGCUACUAGCUAAGAUGAGGGAGGUUACAGAGGAGAAAAGCACUCUGAUGGCAAAUAUGCAAGACCUAAAGCAAAAGCUUGACGGCAUCGUAGCUGAGAAUAAAAAACUUCUGUCCUCCGAGAAGGAGGAAACAGGUUUAGCCUGUGAGUUGAAACAAUCUGUAGAAAGUCUGACGAGGCAGAAUGAGGAGAUCUUCUCCCAACUAGAAAUGAAGGAGUGCCUGAUUCACGAUCUGAAUAAAACCAACAGCACACUGACAGAAGAACGGGACAAAAUCCAACAUCUGUUGAAGCUUAAAGAGGUUGAAAUGCAACAACUGAACAAUGAGAAAACGCAAGAAAUUCAGAAGCUGGAGGAGGAGAGAGACAAAGAGACACUUCUGCUCCAAGACGAGAAAGAAAAGCAGCUGAAAAACUUAAAAACAGAAACAGAGGAUGAAGUGAGAUGUCUAAAAGAGGAGAGAGAAAAGGCAGAAGACCGACUAAAAAAGGAGAUUGUCAUUCAUGAGGAAGCACUUUCUUCUUUGGAGCAGACUGUAAAGGAGCUCACAGCAGAAAAGGCUGGUCUCCAUCAGAAGUGGCAGGAGGCUUUAUCAGAGCUAUCCAAGGCUCAGGAAGAACGAGAACUUGCGGGCUCCAAACUUGCAGCUCUGGAUGCGCAACUGGAGCAGGAAACAUCUGACAAACAGCAUCUUGAAGCAAAACUGAAUUCAUUAACAGAGGAGGCAAAACAGACCUAUGCUUCCAUGCGUGCGCUGGAGGAGGAUCAGUCUGAAGGCCUCAAAAAGUCAGCCGAAGAGCUCAAGGAGCUCCAAACACGCAUUGAUGAGCUAGAAAAGGAAAGGAACCUGUUGAAGAGCCGCCUUGAAGAGGUUCAAGAUGGGAAAGCCUUGGAAGAGAUGCAAAAGGACUUACAGGCUCACAUCUCUGACCUGGAAAAGGAGAGAAACAUGUUAAAAAACAACCUAGAAGAAGUGGUGAUGGAUGCAGAAGGACUGCAAAAAGACCUGCAGGAUAUGAGGUCAGUUAAUGAGAAGAUAUGUGACGAGAACCAGAAACUACAGGCUCAGAUUUCUCUGUUGACUAAAGAGGAGGAAGAGAAGGAGGAGAUGGAUAGAGAGAUGGAAAACAUGGAGAAAGAGAAAAUGGAGCUCAGAGAGCAGCUGACGGAGAAGGACUCGCUUAUAUCGCAGCUGAGGAGGGAAAUGGCUGCUCUCAAGGAGUCUGAUGCUCAGUCUGCUUCUUCUGAGGAAAAUGCAACCAAUGAGAUGACAAAGAAAUUAGCUGUACUGGAAAACGAAAUCAAAGCAAAGGAUGAGAAGAUGAACAAAAUCAAAGCAGUUGCUGUCAAAGCCAAGAAAGAAUUGGAUAUCAGCAAGAAGGAGGUUUUAACACUCAAGGAGGAAGUAGCUUCUCUGAAAGCAGAGAGGGAGAAGGUGAACAGUUCUAUGAAAGAUAUCAUCCAUGGGGCAGAGGGUUACAAGAACCUGCAGAUAGAUUACGACCAGCAAACAGAGCAACUGGAUAAGGAGAGAGAGAAGGCGGAGGCGGCAGAGAGACAGAUUGCUGAGCUGACCAAACGACUCAGCAGUGCUGUCACACAGAAGGAGACACUAAGCAGUGAAAAGGAGGACCUGCUUGCUGGUUUGGAGACCUUGAGGAGCACAACAAAGCAGCUGGAGGCCAAGAAUCAAGAGCUGCAGAAACAGUUAACAAACCUGGACAGAGAGCUUUUAGCAGAGAGAGCCAUGAAAGAACAAAAGCAGAAGGACUUGUCAUCUGCCAUGAAGGAGGUGGAAGAGCUGACAUCCCAGCUCCACAAGCAACAGCAGCAGUCUCAGCAGACUGCCCAGGAGCUGGAGCAGCUACGCAAGGAGGCGCAGCAGAGCUCCCUGCUGGACAUGGAGAUGGCCGACUACGAACGUCUGGUGAAAGAACUCAAUGGAAAACUCUCAGAGAGAGACGAGUAUGUUGAGGAGUUAAAGGCCCAGAUAAAUUCAUUAAACCACAAGCAGGAGAUGCUCAAGCAGGAAAUUGAGGCUUUAAAGUCCCAGCUGGACCAGGAAGAAGACAAGACCUCCAAAAUUAAACAGCUGCUAGUGAAAACCAAGAAGGACUUAGCUGACGCAAAGAAACAGGAAAACUCCCUCAUGGUGCUGCAGGCGUCUCUGAAAGGAGAGCUGGAGGCUAACCAGCAGCAGCUAGAAAGCUUAAAGAUUGAGAUGUGUGAACUGACAGCAGAGCGCCAUCAUCUCCAAGAACAGCUGAGAUCUGCUUUGGAGCAGCAACAGAGAACCAGCAGCUCCCUGCAGCAACGUAUCCACAGUCUGCAGCAGGAAAGAGACUCUGCUAAGGCUGAGCUCUUGGAGACAACAGCAGAGUUUGAGAGUUACAAGGUGCGAGUCCACAACGUACUCAAACAACAGAAGAGCAAAACCAGUGUGCAGAGUGAGGGAGACUCUGGGAAGCAAGAGAGGGAGCAGUUGUUCUCUCAGGUAGAAAAGCUGAGGACCAGACUGGCAGAGAGCCAGCAAUGUCUCCAGAGCUGCACAGUGGAGCUCCAACAGCUCCAGACUGAACACGAUACCCUCCUGGAGAGACACAAUAAAAUCCUCCAGGAAACUGUUAGCAAGGAGGCCGAGCUCCGCGAGAGGCUUUUGUCAUUACAGUCGGAGAACGUGACCCUACGAUCAGACGUGUCCCAGGCUCAGGCUGACUUGUCUUCCCAAGUCGAAACCCAGAGGCAGACUUACAGAGAACAGCUCAGGAAGCUGCAGGAUGAUCACCGGGCUACCGUGGAGACCCUGCAGGGACAGCUGACCCGAGUCGAGGAGCAACUCUUCAACCUCCAAAGCCAGAACAGUUCUGUGUCGGUCCAGUCAAGCCGUAAGCCUCUAGCAUCAGACCUACAGCGCAGAAACACUGAUCAGAACCAAGCUGGGUUUGGAAUAACGCCCUUUAGCGACCUCCAAUCUAUGGCCAGGGAGGAGGGAGAAGGGAUGGAGACCUCUGAGACUGAGAGAUCCUCCCCAGCUUUCAUGCCUCUGCCCUCUCUGGAGCAGCUACUCACAUCCCCAAAUCCCAAAGAAGAGCCUUUUGUGUGGACAGUGGAACCAACCAAAGAAGAACUAAGUGAGAAGCUGAGCACAGCCACCCGAAGCAUGGAGCAUAUGAACAGCCUACUGCAUGAAACCGAGGCCACUAAUGCUGUUCUCAUGGAGCAGAUCACUCUGUUGAAGAAUGAAGUGAGACGUCUAGAGCGAAACCAGGAGAGGGAGAAGAGUGUGGCCAAUCUGGAGUAUCUGAAGAACGUCCUGCUGCAGUUCAUCUUCCUGCACUCUGGCAGCGAGAGGCAGGCGCUGCUGCCCGUCAUUCACACCAUGUUGCAGCUCAGUCCAGAGGAGAAGAGCAAACUGGCUGCCAUUGCACAAGGUGAGGAGGAAGCGACAGGUUCUCGGGGCUCAGGCUGGACCUCCUACCUCCACAGCUGGUCUGGGAUCAGAUAGACUUGAUGACCAGCCGAGUAAACAUGAAACACUGGGAGCACAGUGCAGUGGCAUUAAUGAGCCUUUUUUCUAUGAGAUCCUGUAGUAAAUAGUGAUGCUGCACAUUUGAAAUGGUUGCAGCGGGGGCAUUUAUUAUCAUUUUAGGAUGCAGUAGAUGGGACCAAGGAAUGUAAGAGAGGCAAAUGAAUGCAUGGUAGAAAUGAAGAAAACCAAAAUUUUGUAACUUUAAAUUUGCACUACAAUAAGUGCGUUAGUGUAUUACCAAUGAAAAUUACCUGUGACCAAUAUCUGUCUUCCUUAGUCUUAUUAACAUAGUGUAUUUAUACCAUUUAUUGGCAGUCAUAAGGCAUUACAAAGCAUCAUAACAACUAUAACCCCAUUAUUGGAGAAACUAAAUUUUGCACAUACAUUUUGAGAUUAGGGAUUACUCAAGGGGACAAUUGUAGAGUGGCGUAGUAUAGCUAGAAUAUUAUGAGGUGUUUGGUUACUUUGCAAAGAUCUGACUAUUGGGGUUGUGUUCUGUUUCACUUUGUACAUGUAACUGAUUAUAGGUACUAGUGAGUCAGUUCACUAUGUUGACCUUUGAAUGUUUUUCUCUACCUUAAAGGAAGCCAUUACUCAUUCCUCAUAAUUAUAAACACUAUCACAAAAGUAGUACAAUACAAAAUAUGCAUUUUGUCAGCUUUUGCCUGGAGUUUUAAAAGACAAUAAAAAAGCUUUUAAUGCUGUGUUCUUUGGAAAACAGUCAGCAUUAAUUCAUAAUGAACUAUCAGUCCAGCCCAUUUAAAUCUGUUAUGUUUAUUUUAAAAAAAAAUCUUACAGAUAAGUGUAUGUCCAAGAUUCCUAGAUUCACCUGACCAACAAAAUGUCAUAUUUGUACUUUUUUCUGAGUGGUUUUGCAGUUGUUUACUCAUGUCUGACAUUUUCAACUCAUUUACAGUAAUAUAUUUAACUCCUUGAGUUGUCAUCCUUCAUAUCCUGUAGAAAUGUUUUUCUUCUUACUGUACUUUUUUUUCUCCAGUGGUGACUGAAUCUAAUUUGAGUGUAUGUAUUGGUUCUGUUUGGUUAUGCCACAGUUAGAUCACUGAACUUGAUCUGCACAGCUGUCUUAAAGCACAGUACUUAUGAAAGCGAGAAAAUUUAUUAUUCCCCUGUCAGAAACAUUUAAACAUACUUGUGUCACAUGAAUGAAGCACAUGAAUAGAAUUUGCUUGGCCAUUUUCUCAUUCCAGUGGCAGCUUUUUUGGGGGGAUUCAUCCACCAGUGAAUGUAUUUUUAUGUGAACUUUUAUAUUUAUGAUGGUUACUGUCAGCAGAAACUAUGAGAGAUUACCAUGACUGUAAAAUGUUAUCUGUGCAAGAAUGACUAGAGUUAAGAUCCUGCCAUGUGUAUCUGUAACAAUUUCAAAGCAACUGUAAAAUAUUUCCAGCUGUACAAAAAGUUAAGUAAACAAAGAUGUGAGUGAUUACAAUACUUGGCAUUAAGUUGUGCUUAUUUAUAGACCCUAAUGCUUUUUGACAUGCUAGUCACAUAACUAUCAGCCAGAUGUGUUCUAUAAUUAGCAAAAACACUUUAGGUUUUGCAUGUAUUCAACGUGACAAAGCUAAUAAAGGUAAACACAAAUACAGUUAA